Molecule: messenger RNA, 1077 nt
Organism: Schistocerca piceifrons (Central American locust)
Lineage: Eukaryota; Metazoa; Arthropoda; Insecta; Orthoptera; Acrididae
Exons: 7
Coding region: 52-1077 (341 amino acids)
Source: RefSeq, a predicted model, not a curated record
CUAUUACCAGGGCGGUGGUCUACGCUUUCAGACUGAUGGCGAAGAAAACUUAUGGUUGACCUACUGUGUAUAUCCGAGUUGGACGAUACGGAUUGGAACGAAGAAACACUGGCAACGGAUCACCUGAGGCGUCCUGUUCUCUCGCAGUUACUACGCGCUCUUCGCCAAAUCAUGAAAGCUGUAAGUGCCAGGAGAGGAUGUGCCGACCAGCACGACUGGAAUUUUCGUCAGCGGCACCUGAACAAAAGUGAAUUCGAGGCUGAUUACUCGGUCUACCUGGAGCACCUGGCAAACUACACGAAGGACAUUGCGCACCUGAUCUCACUUGGUGUGACGCAUACCUCACAAGUGUUCGUUCCCCUCGCAUUCGAACACAUGGGUAUUCACCCAAAUGAUCAGCGACUCCAUGGAUGGAUCAAGGACGUGCGACGCGUGAGAGACAUGCUACACACGAAAUUAAGAGGCUGGGUACACGAUAUGCAAUCCGUCAGCGAGCAGAUGAUGAACUACAAGAUAGAAGAAGACAAGAACAGUUCUGGGAUCUAUCUAAUAAGGCGGCCGCUGUUGAAUCAUCGGCUACUGGCAUAUCAAACGCAGUUCCUGUCCUUUCAUGACGACUUUAGUGCGCUAUGCGAGGAGCAACAUCCAAAGGCAUCAGAGAUGUUCGGUCUCGCCAACGCACUGUACUCCCUCUAUCGUAACAGCUGGACUGAAACGGCACGAAUCUUUAACGAAAACAAUUCAUCUUAUUUCUACAUUGUAGACGAGGAGUGGCAGCUGAAGGACAGAAGCAACGCUACGCUUUCCGUGGACACUGGCUGCCUGCAGUUGUUGGCCGACGCCCUGGACCACCCCACGUGUCCGCUGGAAGACCUGCCACCGGAGGCGAUCGAGCAGCGCGAGCAGUGCCGCGUCCAGCUGUGGGAUGACAUGGUGCAGAGGCUACCCCACAUACCCGUCACCAGCUACCUGGCCUACACGCAGAGGGCGAACGUCAAUCUCUGCCUGUUGGCCUGGAUGAGUGUCAACUCGUUCAGCAGGGAUAUUGGUCGACCCUACCACCCCAUCAUCAAGUGA